AUGCCAGGAACAACAACUACGUAUAGGAGGGACGGUGCUCAUCUUUUCUAUUAUAUUUUAACGGUUUUAUUAGCAACACCUUGGCUGUUAGCAAUACCACUGGAUAAUGGGAUUAUCGGUGAGCCUGAACUGGAAUGUGGCCCAGUUUCGAUUGCACUCACAUUCGCUACUCUCAAUUCUUUCCACGGACAUGUCUAUGUGAAAGGUCGUUUCGAGGAACCUGGUUGCAGAUCAGACGGAACUGGCGAAAAAUCGGCUGGCCUCACGUUGCCGUUCAGUACUUGCGGUAUUUUGCGUGAACGUUCGUUGAGUCCACGUGGUAUAUUUGCAUCAGCAACCAUAAUCAUUACAUUCCAUCCAUAUUUCCUCACAAAAGUGGAUCGAGCGUUCAACGUCAAAUGUUUCUACAUGGAAGCUGAUAAGGUAUAUCAUCAUACGAUUUCCACUUUUAUUCCAGCUGGUAACAAUAACAGCAACAAUAUUAAUAUGGCAACAGUGAUAAUGACGCUAACAACACCAAUGUCAUGGUAA
Messenger RNA from Gongylonema pulchrum, 531 nucleotides. Lineage: Eukaryota; Metazoa; Nematoda; Chromadorea; Rhabditida; Gongylonematidae. The record is from the annotation of a GenBank genome assembly.